AUGGCAGACACUCAGAAGUACAAAAACCCAGCCACAAUGCCCACAUCCCCGAGUCCUGCAGGAGCCAACCUCAGCCCAGCUAAAGACUACAGAAUGACGAGGAGGAUCAUUGCUGAGGAUCGAGACUGGUCCCUGGCUAUAGUGCCCUGUUUAUCAAACCUCUGUCUGCAAAGCAUCAUGAGAAACUUUGAGGAAAAGCCCAUAUUUGAAGACCUGACACCCCACCAGAAAGACUUUGUGCAGGAGAGGCUGUCCACUUCCCUGAGCCUGCACGUGACAGCUAACCUGAUCAACGAUGGUGUCUAUUGGAAGCGGUGCUGCGAGCAGCGGUGGGACCUUUGUGACGUCUCUCACUACAGCCACAGCUGGAAACGAAUGUACUUUGAGAGGCACAUGGAGAACAUGAUUGAGCUUUUUAUCCCAGAUGUGACAGAUCCUAAGACAGUUCUAGAGACGGUACCUCUUUGUAAGAACUAUGUGAAAAGACUGGAUAUCUCCCAACUCCUGCCGCCUAUCAAGGAGCCCCAGAAGGAGGAAGAGGAACAUGGCUUCGAGUUGGCAAGUGACACUGACUAUGAUGGACCGUCUAUGGACCACUUUGACUUUAACAUCAUGCUCAACAAGCUGACAAACCUGGAAGAGCUCCACUUGGUGUACAGGGUCAAACAGUGUGGCAUGAACUUUGAAUGGAAGAUGUUUGAGAUGACUGACAGAGACUGUGAGUCCCUCGCCAAGGCCCUGAAGUCCUGCGAGACUUUGAAGCUUCUAAGGCUCCAUCAAAGCCACAUUGAGGACAAAAAGUGUCGCAUGCUGGUGAAAUACCUUUUGCACCACCCAUCCCUGAGGGAGCUUGACUUUUCUCACAACCUGAUCGGAGACAAAGGAGCCAGAGCCAUCGGCAAACUGCUCACCAAUAGCAAACUGGAGAUACUGAACCUGUGUGACAACGACAUUCGAGGCCCGGGAGCCAAAGCUAUAGCUCACGCUUUGUCCAAGAAUUCCACCCUUUUGUCACUCAACCUACGUCUCAACCGUUUGCGAGAUGAGGGGGGCGAGGCUAUUGGCAAGGCCUUGCUGAACAACCACAUCCUACGUCACCUGCACCUGGGAGGCAAUGAGGUGACGAGGCCUACUGCUAUUGCACUGGCUAAAGUGCUAUUUCAGAAUAACACCCUGAAGAGCGUGAAUCUCUCCUGCAACAACCUGGGUGUGGAUGGAGGUAAAGCUCUGGAGGAGGCGAUGUCUCACAACACCAGCCUAACAGAAUGUGAUCUCCGUCUGACGGAGGUUGAUGAGCAGAGCGUUACCUUCAUUAACCAGGUGGUUUGGACCAACCAGAGUUUGGAGCAAAGGAGAUCUGCACUAGAGAGUAAAACCAAGUAG
This is a messenger RNA of Chelmon rostratus (copperband butterflyfish), 1383 nucleotides long. It is a transcript of the gene drc5, whose product is annotated as t-complex-associated-testis-expressed 1. The transcript has 5 exons. The record is from RefSeq and is a predicted model, not a curated record. Gene Ontology annotation, molecular function: protein binding. Lineage: Eukaryota; Metazoa; Chordata; Actinopteri; Chaetodontiformes; Chaetodontidae. The coding region runs from base 1 to 1383 and encodes 460 amino acids.